AUCGUCCCAUAAAUUCACCUUGCAUCUUCAAAUCAUUAAAUAAACCAAUCGCAUCAAAAAAAAUCUUCAUCGGCAUCUGUGCCGCAGCCAAAAAUCAAGGCCGCAUUCACCACCCCACCAUCCCACGCAAAAACUAAAGGCUACCGAACGCUCGAUUUUCGAAACCACUCCAAUUUCAACCCUACCAGAGACAUCAUAUCUUCUCACUCCCAACAACAUACUCCGAAAAAUGGACGCAGAAAUCUACUCCCCCUUCACCGUCACCACCACACCCUACAAAACCGUCAAUUCCCAACCCAUACCCCUCUACGUGCUCCUCCCCAAGACUCUCCCUUCUGGACCAGCACCGAUCAUAAUCCACAUCCACGGGGGUUUCCUCUUCGCGGGGAACGCCCUGUAUCCCGACUGGUCGACCUCUUGGUCGCGUCGCUACAAUUUGGAACACAACGCCAUCCGAAUCAGCGCCAACUACCGCCUCGCACCCGAAGCCACUGGUCUCGAAAUUCUCUCCGACAUCCGAGAUCUCCUAACCUGGGUGGAGAACGAUCUCGCGGGGUGUUUAAAGAGCAUCGGUAGUGAUACUACUCCGGAUCUGGAAAGAGUCCUGGUGUAUGGCGAGAGUGCGGGAGGGUAUCUAGCGAUCCAGGCGGGGCUUAUGAGGUCUGAUCUUGUAAAAGCGGUCGUGGCUUGUUAUCCGAUGACAUAUCUUGAUUCUCCCUGGUACGCAGAAAUUGGGGACAAACAUCCGUUUGGUAUCCCUACUAUUAAUAGGGAAGAAACGCUUGAUAAGUACCUGGCGACCAUGGAUCGGGGGAAGAUUGUCACGGAGUCGGACCCGUACGCGAGAAUGCCGCUCGCUGUUGCCGCGUUGCAGAACGGAUUGUUCCCUGAGAUUCUGGGGAAGGAGGAUGAAAUCUAUCCUGCGAGAGUGCUAGAGAAGAUGAGUGGCAAGGAGAAGGUGCCGUUUUUGUUUACGAUGCAUGGGACGGAAGACAGUGCUGUGCCGGCUGAAGAAACGAGGAGGUUUGCUCAGGCUUGGGAAGAAAAGUUUGGCAAGGGGAGGGUGGUGGCCAAGUUCGAGAAGGGAGAGCAUGGUUUUGAUGGAGAAGUUGAAUAUGAGGCGCCUUGGUUGCAGGAGGGGUUGAAAGCGGUGACGAAGGCUUGGAUUGGGUAGAUGGAAAUAGAGAUGAAAGGAAUAGAAAACCACUUCUAAGUUCUAACGAAUUAACACAAAUUAAUUCUAUCAUUUGAGUGACAUGAG
Hyaloscypha bicolor E is the source of this 1261-nucleotide messenger RNA. RefSeq names its product alpha/beta-hydrolase. NCBI's taxonomy places the organism in Eukaryota, Fungi, Ascomycota, Leotiomycetes, Helotiales, Hyaloscyphaceae. The coding region runs from base 230 to 1174 and encodes 314 amino acids. The record is from RefSeq and is a predicted model, not a curated record. Gene Ontology annotation, molecular function: hydrolase activity. The transcript has a single exon.